UUUCCAAAACAAACAACAACUGUGCACGCCAACACAGUGGCACUUGCAGCUCCAGCAAAAACACACAGCGUGGAUUAGUGUUUUGCUGGCAGUGACUAUGACUGCAACAUUCCAAACCCAGUGAAAAGAGAAAGAAAGUUGUAGCUAAUUAACAAACUUAAACUUUUUGCCCAAACGAACACACACAACCAACAAAAUGCCGAAAAUUUUUCUCAUCAAGAAUCGGCUGCACCAGCAGCAACAACGCCUGCUGGAAUCACAGAAUCUGCUGCAGGACAAAAACGAAGAUGACCGCCUGGUUCCACCGCUGAGUCCUUCGCCUCCGGUGGGCAAUGGCAAGCCGAACACACCGCCCGGUGCCACACGCUCGUACACGCCACCAGCACGGCACCAACUCGGCCUACAUAGUGGCUACAGAGCGCACACCACACCCUCGCCACCAGCACUCGUACCGGCACCGGUGCAGCCGCCCAAGACGCCCGAACCGCUGGGCAAGGCGGAGGCAGCGACUGUCUUGCUGGUGGACAAGCGCAGCACAUCGCCCACAACUGCAACGGCAACAACAGUGUCGACAGUUAUUGAGGAUGUGCAAACAGCAAAUGUGGCAAGUGAGGAGCCAGUGAAUCUCCUGGUGAAAUCAAGCACAGCAACAACCGAAACAGCAGAAACAACUGCGCCAAAUACGCCCCCGUUGUCGCGCAAGCGCUUCCAUCAUCGCCGUUACUACUUCGGCCAACAACAAUUACAACUACAACAACAGCAAGAGAAGAAAUUACAUAAUAUUGAUAAUGAUGCUGACGCUGCUGAAGUUGGAGGUACUGCAAUUACACAAAACGAUCGUUUAUCACCAGCAGUUCCAGCUUUGGCAGCUGAAGCAACAGCCACCGAAACUACUACAUCCCCACUACCACACUCAUCGAUCACAUCUCCCCAACCACAAUCACCUCCACACAAGACUCCCUCGCCGUGCAGUCCGCUUGGCAAGGUCAGUUUUGGCAAAGAAACAGAAGACUGUAAAAAGGAUUCGCAGGCGGAUUCUUACAUUCAAACACCAAAAACUGAAAAAAUUCAGAACUCUGUUGAAACCGCAAAGCAAACUGAUAAGCCACGUUUCUACUCUUCGAUUUUAGGUGGUAAUAAACCAUACACUGGCGUUGUAUUAACACAAGCACAACGUAAAGAAUAUCCGGUUGAAGAGGUAAGUCGGCGAUUAACAGCAACUCCUAUCGAAGAUAGCUCCAGUGAUUCUGAUUCGGAUGCGGAAGGCUCCAAACUUAUUGUUGAUGAAAAACCAUUGGUUCCUGAAGAUAAACCACUUUCAUUGCGCUUGCGUAGCACUCCGCCACCGUUAGAGAAACGUCCUAGUCCACCUCCGCCACCAGAGCCAGCAGUACGGUGCAGUGUUAUACAACGAACACCAAAACCUGCGCCAACACCACCUCAUCGUCCAAAUCAACACGAGGUUUUACUGCCACCUGGUUCUCUUGAACACCUCGGACCCGAACAACAAGAGCCUAUUGACUAUCACGUGCCGAAACGGCGUUCGGCUUCAAUCGAUAGUGACGAAGAGCAAACUGAUUCGUUGAACACAAAACGUUUAGAACGUGAACGAAAAUUGCGUGAAGCUCGUAGACGUAGCGCAAUAUUAGCAGCACGUGCUGUGCUUGCCCAAGCGAGACUUAAUCCACGUCUGGUACGUAAUCUACCCGGUAUCUUAGCUGCAGCAGCGGGACACGGACGUACAUCGUCUACAGGAGCCGGUCAAGGUUUCCAAGGCUCUAGUGGCUUUGGAGGAAACAAUUCAGGCAGCGGCAACAAUCAAAGCCCAAGCGGAGGUGCAGGUUCACCUACAGGCUUUGGUGGUGCGCUAGGCGGCAACGGUGGUGCUGGAGGUGGUAUGGGCGGCGGUCGUGACGGUCGCAGUAAUUACGGUCCAAAUUCACCACCAUCUGGUGCUCUUCCUCCAUUCUACGAGAGUUUAAAAAGUGGCAACACAAUGAAUUCAUCGUCUUCAUCAUCAGCGAAUUUUAACGGAAAUUCAAAUUUCCUAAUUCAAAAUGCAGCGGCUGCCGCUUAUUUGAUGUCCGCAGCUGGUGGAAACGGCGGCGGCCAGCAACAUUCAAAUAGCUAUUUAGACUGCAGUUCGACGAAUGGAAACAGUGCAGGAGGUGUGGGUAGUGGUGUAAACGAUAGUGGUAAUGGUGGCUUGGAGAUCACCACAUUUGCCAAUGGCCAGGCGUACGGCAUUAUACUGAAGGAUGAGCCGGAUAUUGAGUAUGACGAAGCCAAAAUUGACAUCGGUGCUUUCGCGCAGAACAUUAUCCAGGCAACUAUGGGGAAUUCGGGAAAUUUCAAUGCCGCGGCCUAUGAAGACGCUAUCAUGUCGGAUUUGGCCAAUUCGCAAGGUCCCAACGGCUCUGUAGAUCCAUUACAAUUCACCGCCACACUUAUGCUGAGCUCACAGACAGAUCAUUUACUGGAACAACUCUCGGAUGCUGUCGAUCUUAGUUCUUUUCUGCAACGUGAAUGUGUGGACGAUGAUAAUUCCACCAGUCCACGACAGGAUUUCGAGCUGGUUUCGACGCCAUCGCUCACGCCCGACUCGGUGUCCAUAACGCCUGUGGACACCAACAAUGGAGGCAAUCUCGAUACAUUCCACGAGAGUCUCAUACAACAAAUAACCAACAACAUUUCGCGCAAUCACAUUGGCAGCAACCAAAAUGGUAACAUGCAAUCAUAUCCAUUCGAGCGUCAGCAACAUCUGAACGGCAACCAGCAACAUCUGAGCAACGAACAGCAUAAUAAUGUGAAUCAUCAACAACAACAACCACCACCAUCGUACCAACAUGCGACACGUGAUUUGUUGCAAAUGCAGCAACAGCAACAACAACAUCAUGCACAAACACAUUCCUAUCACCAACAGCAGCAACAUCAUUCCAAUUCCAUGUUGCAACACGGUGGUCCAAUGUUGUUGGCCCAGCAACCACAACAACAUGCCUACCAACAACACGGCCAUCCAUACGGUCCAGCUCAGCAUCAUCACCAACAACCGCAUCACAUUGUGCCGCCUCACCAUAUGCAACAUCACCAUCAUCACAGCAGCGAUAACAGUAAUUUGUCGCUGCCCUCACCGAAUGCGGCACAUCUGUCGGCGCAUCACGGCAUGUCGUCGGCAGCGAGCAACUCGUCGGGCGCCUCCACUUCCGGUCUGCUAGACGCCAGCACGGCCAUGCUCGACACCAAGCCGCUAAUACAAAGCGUAAGUCCCACACAUUCGACCGGCAGUUCCAAUGCAAGUUCUUGCGCUAUGGGUACUAGAAAAUUGAGCACAAGCUCCUCUUGCGCGUCCGCAACGAUGGUGGCGCCAGCGUCACUGCGUAGUGUGGCUGCCGCAGCGGCAGCUACAGCCGCUGGCAUACUGCCACCAUCGCCCACUGUCGCCAUGCUGCACGAAAGCAAAGUGCUACAGCAGAGGUUGGGUCUACCGCCCGAGGUGCAACUGGAAUUCGUCAACGGCGGUCAUGGCAUUAAGAAUCCACUCGCCGUGGAGAACACACACUCGGGUCACCAUCGCAUACGCAGCAUCGAUUGCGUGGACGAUUUGAAGAAGAGCGGCAAUAUCAGCACUGACGGUUCGGAGAGCGGUGGCGGCUGUGCCGGCGACGGUUCCAAAUUCGUCUGUCGCAUUUGCCUGAAAUCGUUCUCGUUGCAACGCCUGCUGAAUCGCCACAUGAAGUGUCACUCGGAAAUCAAACGCUAUCUGUGCACCUUCUGCGGCAAGGGCUUCAACGACACCUUCGAUCUGAAGCGUCACACGCGCACGCACACCGGCGUACGUCCGUACAAGUGCAACUUGUGCGAGAAGAGCUUCACGCAGCGCUGCUCGCUGGAGUCGCACUGCCUCAAGGUGCACAGCGUGCAGCAUCAGUACGCCUACAAGGAGCGACGCGCUAAGAUGUACGUUUGUGAGGAGUGCGGCCACACGACUUGUGAGCCCGAAGUACACUACAUCCACUUGAAAGAGAAUCAUCCCUACUCACCCGCUUUGUUGAAGUUCUACGACAAGCGUCACUUCAAGUUCACAAACUCGCAAUUCGCCAACAACUUGCUGGGUCAACUGCCAAUGCCGGUGCAUAAUUAAAAGUGUAAUGUGCUGCCAAGUGGCUGCAUACACACACACAUAUUUAUAACAUAGUUAGUUCAAUUGACACAUUUGAGUUUUCGAAAAACUGCCCAUAAACGGAGAUUAUUAUAUAUUCUGCUUACCUUUUACCACUUGUACUAUAUAACAUUAUUGAAAGCGCGUAUUUCAUUUAAGUUCUUUUGGCUAAAAUUUUUUUAUUGUGAAUUUUUUUUCAUAUACUUUAAAUUUACUACAAAACAUGUUUGCGCUGCAGACCGGCUGCGUGGCGCUCGGCCGCGUUGUUGGCAGCGCGUCUGCAUUGCAAACAUACAUACAUACUUACAUUAAGAUUAAGAAUUUUCGCAUAUUUAUUGAAAGAGCAAGACAUAUGGUUAGGCAAAAUGUUUAAUUUUUAGCGUAUACUUUUAGCUAUUGUAUAUUUAUUAGAGAAUUUGAAGUCAUAUUUAAGUUGCUAACACUGCGUAAGUAAUUCUCAUUACCUUUAAGUUUGUAAAAUAUUGGGAUUUUCGCGUUGUAAAGUUUUGUAUAAGUGAUUUUGGCAUUCGCCGCUGCCUUAAGCGUAAAUAUAAAAGUGUAUAUAUAUUACUAGCAACUACUAGCGCUAAGCUCAGUGCGUAAUUGCGCUACGCAACGUAAGCGUUAAACCGCUAUUUUAGCUUAGCACAGUUAUUAUAAGUUAUUUAUAGUUUUCUCAGAGCAAAGCAUUGAAAUCAUUUUCGAACUUUAAUUGAUUUUGAAUUAAAAUAUUUUUUCUUUACUAAUUUCAAGUUGAACACCCAGUUUAUUAGCCUUAUAAAGAGUAUCAUGUACAUUUCUUCUUUUACAUUUUUCAUAUUCUAUUACAAAAAUGCCGUACGCAUUAGUUAUAAAGAA
This is a messenger RNA of Bactrocera tryoni, 5017 nucleotides long. It is a transcript of the gene ovo, whose product is annotated as transcriptional regulator ovo. Gene Ontology annotation, biological process: regulation of transcription by RNA polymerase II; epidermal cell differentiation. Gene Ontology annotation, molecular function: RNA polymerase II cis-regulatory region sequence-specific DNA binding; DNA-binding transcription factor activity, RNA polymerase II-specific. The coding region runs from base 197 to 4141 and encodes 1314 amino acids. The record is from RefSeq and is a predicted model, not a curated record. Gene Ontology annotation, cellular component: nucleus. NCBI's taxonomy places the organism in Eukaryota, Metazoa, Arthropoda, Insecta, Diptera, Tephritidae. The transcript is spliced from 5 exons.